AUAGUCGGCGGGGGUAUCUUGGCCAAUCCGCACCAACUGCACACACGGAGAGAGCGAGAGAGCAGAGCAGAGUGCGCGCAGAAGAAACUCGAGAAAGCAUUUAAGAAAGCGAGACCUCGCAGCAGAGCAGAUCGACCGGAAGUUGUCACCCAGCUCCACCAACUUCUUCCAGGCCAGCCAGCUCAGCUCUCCCACACACACUCGCUGUCAGAUCCCGAGAAUGGCGGUCGCCGCUCAGCCGCUGCUGGCCUCCGCGCUCCUCGCGCUCCUCCUCGCCGCCGUCUCCGCUGCUGAUACUAAGAAUAACCCUGCCGAUGAGCUUGUGAGCUUGAUCAACUCCAACCGUACCGCCAGCAAGGCAUCAAAUCUUGUUGAUAAUCAAGGUCUUGGAUGCAUUGCUCUGCAGUACAUAAAAGCAUAUGAGGGUCAGUGCGACCAGGUGGGUGGAAACAAGAAGCCUGUGGAUUCCAGUUUCAUUGACACAUUUGCCCCAAAUUGUGGUGUCCAAGCUGCAAGCCUUGCCAAGAUCACUGGGAGGCUCCUGGCGUGCCAGCCCAGCUACCCACCUCCGGCGCAGGCCUUCGACAUGCUCAUUGCUAAUGAGAGGAGCCUCCAGGUAUUGCAUAGCAAGAACCACACAGAGGUGGGGGCGGCUGUCACCGGCACUUCUGGCGGCGGUCCGUAUUUCUGGUGUGUCUUGUUCAGCAAUGGGAAGCCCAACUCGAGCUUCACGGUAGAAGGGGGUGUUCCCAAGACUGCCCAUCCUGGAUGCUUCAGCGGCAACAAUGACGAGUGCAGUGGUGCCAUUUCGACUGGUGUGAGUGCAUGGACACUAGUGUCGGCCACUCUUUUUGCUCUGGCUGGCGCCUUUACUUUGUGAGCUUGAGCAGAAAUGCAUCGGUGCACCAUUCUUUUGCAGAUUUUCAGAUCUGGUAGAGCACACUAGUUGCAGUGUCUCUACUUCACCGCAAUUCGUUUGCUCCUUUUAGCAGGUGAUUUCUGUAAGGACUAAAAGGAUCAUGGUUUUCAACAUUUGUGACAACGAGGUUACCUGUGCAGGUUGUUAA
Molecule: messenger RNA, 1067 nt
Organism: Triticum aestivum (bread wheat)
Lineage: Eukaryota; Viridiplantae; Streptophyta; Magnoliopsida; Poales; Poaceae
Exons: 2
Coding region: 221-880 (219 amino acids)
Source: RefSeq, a predicted model, not a curated record